CGGCACGCCCGUUUUUGGGCGGCGGCUCGUCGGCCGUGGCCACCACGGCGUCGAGGAGGUUGCUGAGUAGGAAGGCGGACGAGGGAAGCGCAUCCAUGCCCGCCGCCUCGGCCAGCACUACUUUCUGGUCGCACACGGGGCAGCGCAGCUUGAGUGGCUCUCCCGGAGCGCUGCCGCCAGCCGCCGGCAGCCGGUGCGCCUCGAGGCACGGGCGGCAGAAGGCGUGCAGGCAGGGCAGGACGUGCAGGCGGCGCGCCGCGGCCCCCGGUCCCCCGCCGCCGCCACCCGACGACGUGGACGUCUGCGAGGACGACGACGAUGCAGACGAGUUGGAGGAGAGCGGCGCCGGCGAGCCGCACAUCUCCUUGCACAACAGGCAGAUCUGGAAGUCGGUCUCGGGGAACGAAGCCAUUUGCAAGCCAACUCGGAGGAGGGAGGAGACCAGAGAGGAAGAGGAGGAGGAUAGGAGAAAACGGCCGAGGUGGGUGGGGGAGCCGCCGACUCACUCAGAAAAAUGCAUCGAUCGGGCCUGCGAUCCAGAAGCCGGCUGCAGAGCGACUCGGCCUCCUUGGCCUCGUCGCGCCCGGCCCGCGCGCUGCCAGCCCCGACGCUGCGGGCAUCAAAUGCCACUAUCCAGAGGCGACACAGAUUGCUCCCGCAGGACGCGGAGGCUGCGUGCCUUUCGAAGCCGGAGCGCCGGAACAAGUCCCGACACGCGAGGGGCGAGCGGGGGCAGGGAGGUCAGAGGAUUCCCUGAAGCAGCUGGAGCGUAGUUCUCCCUAGCUGAGGCACUUUGAUGCUGUAUCAUCUGAAACGUCCUUACCCUCUACGUCAUCCAUCAGAAUCCACCUAUCCUGUAAAGGCUGACUCAGAGUCCAGGGCUUUUCCAUUACGCUGGGUUAGAAGUCAUUUCUCUACCCUGCCACCUCCUCACCCUCACUGCACUUUAGCUGUUCACUCUGUUCUGAAAUUCACCAUGUUCACCUGUUGGAAGAGAUUGUAGGAAUUGUGGUCCCAGAGUUGUGCGUGCCUCCCUGUGCUCAUGUUGUCUGGUAGUACCCUCUCACAUAGAGUCUGGGCACUGCCACAUGAUUUGCUUUGAUUAACAGGACAGUAGCAAACAUGACAUAAGUAGAAACCUGAAAGUAUUUGAGCUUUGGAAGCUUAGCCCUCUUGCUUCUCUUGAACCCCUGUGACCACCUAGGCCAACCUGUCGGAGGACAAGAGACCCAGAUACCCCCUUUACCCCUGGGAUGGCUGGCCUACUAACAGACAUGUGAGUGAGGCCAUGCAAGAACAGCCGACCCCCAGCCUACCUGCCAACUGACCAGCGGAGUGACUUAUUCAAGUGAAUACAGUGAGGGAAUGAGGCAACAGGUGAAUUCCCUUAAUGAAUAUUUACUGAGCACCUACUAUGUGCCCGACUUUGGGAAAGCACCUUGAAGGAGGAGACAGACAGUGUACAUAUGAAUGAACAUGGAGUUUAUUGUCCUCUCAUGAUUCGUGCUCAAGAAGUGGCAGCAGCUUCCUGCUCCA
This is a messenger RNA of Ailuropoda melanoleuca (giant panda), 1536 nucleotides long. RefSeq lists its product as uncharacterized. Lineage: Eukaryota; Metazoa; Chordata; Mammalia; Carnivora; Ursidae. Bases 96 to 773 code for a protein of 225 amino acids. The transcript has 3 exons. The record is from RefSeq and is a predicted model, not a curated record.